AUGUCCUUCCCGUCACACAUCAAAGCCGUCGGCAUCCACAAGACGGGCGACUUCGACGUGAUCGAGAACCUGACGUUGCCGUUCCCAGAGAAUGCACCCGGCAAUGUACUCAUGCACUACGGCGGUGUCAACUUCAUUGAUACGUACUUUAGGAAGGGACUCUAUAAGAUCGACCAAUUCCCAUACGUGCUUGGCACAGAAGGCGCGGGCACCGUUGCUGCGCUCCCGUCCGAUCCCAGCGUCGUAAACGAUGAGGAGUUCAAGAAGCGGGGGUUAAAGGUUGGAUCGAAAGUGGCUGCUUACGCCGGCAACGUCGGAACAUUCGCUGAAUACGCGAGCAUCCCUUGGACCAAGGUCUUCCCCGUCCCCGAGUCCGUGUCGCUCCAGACCGCCGCGGGCCUGUUCGUCCAGGGCCUAACCGCCCUCACAUUCAUCACGGAGUCGUACAACGUCCAGCGGGGGGAUUACAUCCUCGUGCAUACCAUCGCGGGCGGGCUCGGCCUGCAGUUCGCGCAGCUGCUGAAGGAGCGCGGCGCGAUCGUGAUCGGGACGACGUCGACUAAAGAGAAGGCGGAGCUCGCGAAGAGCUACGGCGCGGACCACGUUAUCCUGUAUAAGGACGAAAAUGUGGUUGAGCGGGUGCUGGAGAUCACGAAGGGCGAGGGCGUACAUGCUGUGUUUGACGGAGUGGGGAAGGAUACCUUUGAGGAUAACUUCAAGAUGCUCCGCCGCAAGGGUACGCUCGUGUCCGUCGGGAACGCAUCGGGCGCCGUUCCGCCGUUCCCGCCAUUGAAGCUCGUGGAGAAGAACCUCAAGCUACUCCGACCUACGAUGGGCAACUACGUCUACACGGCCGAGGAGGGACGCUUCUACUCCUCUGAGCUCUUCCGCUUCUCCUCCGAGGGCAAGCUCAAGGUGCAGGUCCACAAGGAGUACUCGCUCACGAGCGAGGGCGUGCAGCAGGCGCAGAAGGACCUGACUGGCGGGCAGACGGUCGGUAAGCUGCUUGUCAAGAUUGCUGACGAAGAGUGA
Rhodofomes roseus is the source of this 1032-nucleotide messenger RNA. Its product is annotated as NAD-P-binding protein. The coding region runs from base 1 to 1032 and encodes 343 amino acids. The record is from RefSeq and is a predicted model, not a curated record. NCBI's taxonomy places the organism in Eukaryota, Fungi, Basidiomycota, Agaricomycetes, Polyporales, Fomitopsidaceae. The transcript is spliced from 6 exons. Gene Ontology annotation, cellular component: cytoplasm. Gene Ontology annotation, molecular function: quinone reductase (NADPH) activity. Gene Ontology annotation, biological process: cellular response to oxidative stress.